UUAUUUGUAUUCCUACAGAUACAAUUUAUGCCUUAUCAUGCGACGCAACAAAUAUAGAAGCAAUACAAAAAAUUUAUAAAAUAAAGCAGAGAGCUUUAGAUAAAACAUUACCCAUGUUUAUGUCUAAUAUAAAAAUGGCUAGAUUAUAUGCUAAUUUUUAUAAGAAAGAAUUAAAUUUAGCAGACAAAUUCUGGCCAGGAGCUCUAACCUUAGUAUCUAGGAUUAAAAAUACUCAUAAAAAUCUUCCUAAUCUUUUAAAGAAUAAUCAAAAAGUUGCUAUUAGAGUUCCAAAAAACAAAUUAAUACAAUCUGUUUGCCAAUCUAUAAAUAAACCAAUUAUUGCAACAAGUGCAAAUAUUUCUAAUCAAAAAAAUAUUAACUCUUUAGAUGAAAUUAUUAAAGAGUUUGAAAAUAAAGUAAAUUUAAUUAUCAAAGACAAUAGAGAAUUAAGUGAUAAUUGUUUAACUGCUUCAACCAUUAUUGAAUUUACUAAUAAUGAAAAAUAUAGAAUACUUAGGAAAGGUGUUAUCAGUAAAAAGGAAUUAGAUAAUAUUAGUUAG
Trichoplax adhaerens is the source of this 560-nucleotide messenger RNA. RefSeq lists its product as uncharacterized. Gene Ontology annotation, cellular component: cytoplasm. Gene Ontology annotation, molecular function: nucleotidyltransferase activity; tRNA binding; double-stranded RNA binding. The transcript has a single exon. The record is from RefSeq and is a predicted model, not a curated record. Gene Ontology annotation, biological process: regulation of translational fidelity. The annotation marks the transcript as partial. Lineage: Eukaryota; Metazoa; Placozoa; Uniplacotomia; Trichoplacea; Trichoplacidae.